AUGGACCACCCUAAGAGUAACCCUUUAGUUUUGGUUGAUGAUCUUGCAUCUGAAACUCCUGGUCCAUCUGAAAGUGCAACCACAAAUAAAAAGGAAGUCUCAAAUGUUUGGAAUUUUUUCACAAAAGUAGGAAAAGACAAGGAUGGCAUUGAAAAGGCUGCUUGUAAGUAUUGUGGCAAUAACUAUAAAGUUGGAAAAAAUCCUAUUACUAAAAAUAAUUAUGGGACUUCGCAUCUAAGUCGGCAUGUCAACGUGUGUAGAAGUAUUCCAAACAUAGAUAUGGAUAUGAAUCUUUAUCAAGAAGGAAAGUUUGGGACACGAAGAAUCAAUCAAAAGAUUCAUCGUAAGUUACUUGCGAGAGCCAUAAUCAAACAUAGUCUUCCUUAUAAUUUUGUUGAAUAUGAAGGAAUUAGAGAGUGGAUAAAAUACAUUAAUCCUAAUGUUGACAUGAAAUGUAGGAACACUACUGUUUUAGAUGUGGAAAAGGAAUACAUGGAAGAGAUGGAUAAAGUUAAGCAAAGAAUGUCUAGGAUUCCUAAUAGAAUUUGUUUAACUUCUGAUGUUUGGACUGCAGUUACUUCUGAGGGCUAUAUUUGCCUAACUGCACACUUUGUUGAUGAAAACUGGAAAUUGACAAGUAAGAUUCUUAAUUUUUGUCGAAUGAAACCACCACACACUGGUGUUGAACUAGAAAGUGUUGUGUUUGAUUGCCUAAAGCAAUGGGGUAUUGAAAAGAAAAUUUUCUCAAUUACCUUGGACAAUGCUUAUGCAAAUAAUAUCUUGCAAGACAUUUUGAAAAGCCAUCUUUGUUUUCAUAGAAAUUUAUUAUGUAACGGUGAGUUUUUCCAUGUACGAUGUUGUGCUCACACCCUUAAUUUGAUAGUUCAAGAUGGUUUAAAGGUGGUUGACAAAGCACUUCAUAGUAUUAGAGAGAGUGUUAAGUAUGUUAAAUCAUCAGAUGGAAGAACUCUCAAAUUCAAAGAAUGUGUUAGUGAUGCUGGCAUAAAUAUAAGCAUUGGUUUGAGAUUAGAUGUAACUACAAGAUGGAAUUCGACUUAUUUGAUGCUUGAAAGUGCAAUCAAAUACAAGAAAGCUUUUGAAAUUCUCAAAGUGGUUGAUAGGAAUUAUAAAAAUUGUCCAUCUUCUGAGGAAUGGAAUAGGGGAGAGAAAAUGUGUCAAUUCUUAGAACCAUUUUAUGAGAUCGCAAACAUGAUGUCUGGUUCAUCUUAUCCCACUUCAAACUUGUAUUUUAUGCAAAUUUGGAAAAUUCAGCUUAUCAUUGAAAAGAAUUUGUUGAAUGAAGAUGUCACCUUAAGGGAAAUGACUUUGAAUAUGAAAGACAAGUUUCAAAAGUAUUGGAAGGAGUAUAGUAUUGGGUUAGCUUUUGGAGCUAUUCUUGACCCACGACUAAAGGUUGAUUUUAUAACGUAUUGUUAUAAAAAAUUGGAUCCUUUGACCUGUGGAGAGAAAACAAAGAAAGUGUUAGAGAAGUUCAAGAGGUUGUUUAAAGAAUAUGUAAAAAACUUGUCUAUUCCUGGUGUUUCUCUCUCCCAAUCACCUACUGAAUCCAUCUCAAUGUCUCAAUCCAAUACUGAAGGGAGAAAGUUGAAGAGAUCGAGGAUUAUUUCUGAUUUUAAAAUGUAUCAGAAUGAAUCAAAAUCUAUCGUUGGCAAGAACGAGAUAGAUGCUUAUUUAGGUGAACCAACAAUAGAUGAUGAUGAAGACAAUGAAGAUUUUGAUGUGCUCAAAUAUUGGAAGACUAGUGAAAAAAAAAUUCCCAUAUUGUCUAUAAUGGCUCGAGACGUGCUUAGUAUUCCCAUUACUACAGUUGCAUCAGAGUCAGCUUUUAGUAAAGGUGGGCGUGUACUCUCUAAAUAUAGAAGCUCCAUUCUUCCUGAUCAUGUGCAAAUGUUGAUUUGUACUCAAAAUUGGUUACAUGGAUUUUCUGAAAAUCCUAGUGAUGAAGUUGUUGAAUCAUUGAUGAGUCUAAACUUCUUGAAGAUCUUGAAAGUGACCAACAAUGACACUUCUUCAGAUUCUAGUGUAGACCCGGCUGCAACUGGAUUACAGGUGGCCUCAGAUGGGAAACCAAAAAUUCUCGAUAUUCUUGAUUGCACUGGUAGCAGAGACGUUGAUACCUCAAAGGUGGUAAAGGCUGAUGCUGAUGGUUGUAUUUUGGGGGCUUCUGGCCCAUGGGUUGGCCCUAUACCACAGGGUUUUUGUGGGCUUUUUGGCCCUGUGGGCUUUUCCCACAAGAGGCUUUUUGGCCAUGUGGGCUUUUCUAACCCCAGCCCAUAUGGGCCAGGGCCAAAUCAUGAAAACUGGGCCAAUUUGACAGGGAUACCUGGACCUGCAAAAACUCAUAACAACAGAGUGCCCACUGUUACCAUUGUCAAUGUCCUCAGCUUUAGUUUUGUUUCCAGGAUCCUGCUCUUCCUUCUCACUGUUCCACUGCUCAAUUCUGGUACAUCUCUCCUCACUGCCAUCUCUAACUGGACUACGGUGCCUCCUCCAACCAGGACUUCAACUUCUUCCUCUCCUAUGUGCAGGACUCGUGCUCUUGUGUCUCCUGCUGCGACUCUCAUGGUGGUCCCUGUCAUCGUGCUUUCUGCUAUGACUACGAUGGGACCGCUCCUCAUGGCUCUGAUUCCUGUAAGGACUCCUGCUUCUGUUGUGCCUCCUAUGGUGCUUUCCAAAUAA
Vigna unguiculata (cowpea) is the source of this 2700-nucleotide messenger RNA. Lineage: Eukaryota; Viridiplantae; Streptophyta; Magnoliopsida; Fabales; Fabaceae. The record is from RefSeq and is a predicted model, not a curated record.